CAGCCCGCAGCUAGGGGCAGGGGCAGCGGUGGCUGGGGUUGGGGGUGGGUGGGGAGCUUUUGGGGAGGACAGGUCGCAGCUUGGCUAUGGAAGGCUCCAAUGGCUUUGGGAUCGACUCCAUUCUCUCCCACCGUGCGGCCAGCCCCGCCCUUCCCAAGGGGGACCCCUUGCUUGGGGACUGCCGCUCGCCCCUGGAGCUGAGUCCGCGCUCGGAGAGCAGCAGCGACUGCUCUUCACCAGCCUCACCAGGAAGGGACUGUCUGGAGACGGGCACCCCGCGGCCUGGCGGGGCAUCAGGCCCAGGUUUGGACUCUCACCUGCAGCCUGGGCAGCUCUCGGCCCCAGCCCAGUCGCGCACCGUGACCUCCUCCUUUCUGAUCAGGGACAUCCUUGCCGACUGCAAACCACUAGCGGCCUGUGCACCCUACUCUAGCAGCGGGCAGCCGGCCGCCCCUGAGCCUGGGGGCCGUCUCGUGGCCAAGGCUGGGGAGGACUUUAGAGACAAGCUGGACAAAAGUGGCAGCAACGCCUCAUCGGACUCUGAGUAUAAAGUGAAGGAGGAGGGCGACCGCGAGAUCUCCAGCUCCCGGGACAGCCCCCCUGUGCGCCUGAAGAAGCCGCGCAAGGCCCGCACGGCCUUCACCGACCAUCAGCUGGCGCAGCUGGAGCGCAGCUUCGAGCGGCAGAAAUACCUGAGCGUGCAGGACCGCAUGGAGCUCGCCGCUUCGCUCAACCUCACCGACACGCAGGUCAAGACCUGGUACCAGAACCGCAGGACUAAAUGGAAGCGACAGACGGCAGUCGGGUUGGAGCUGCUGGCGGAGGCGGGCAAUUACUCAGCGCUCCAGCGGAUGUUCCCGUCGCCUUAUUUCUACCCGCAGAGUCUAGUUUCCAACCUGGAUCCCGGCGCCGCCCUGUAUCUGUACCGCGGGCCCAGCGCGCCGCCGCCCGCCCUGCAGAGACCUCUGGUGCCCCGCAUCCUCAUCCACGGACUCCAGGGCGCCAGCGAGCCGCCCCCGCCGCUGCCCCCGCUGGCCGGCGUCCUCCCGCGCGCCGCUCAGCCUCGGUGAAGCGCCCGGCCGCCUCCCCGGGGCUCUGCGUGGGCCCCUGCCGCCUGCCGCUCCCCGGGCGCGGGGUUUCCACGCCCCUUCCCCGGGGACCCCCUGGCCGGCC
Messenger RNA from Acinonyx jubatus (cheetah), 1173 nucleotides. It is a transcript of the gene BARHL1, whose product is annotated as BarH like homeobox 1. Lineage: Eukaryota; Metazoa; Chordata; Mammalia; Carnivora; Felidae. The record is from RefSeq and is a predicted model, not a curated record. Gene Ontology annotation, biological process: regulation of transcription by RNA polymerase II. The coding region runs from base 87 to 1070 and encodes 327 amino acids. The transcript has 3 exons. Gene Ontology annotation, molecular function: DNA-binding transcription factor activity, RNA polymerase II-specific; RNA polymerase II transcription regulatory region sequence-specific DNA binding. Gene Ontology annotation, cellular component: nucleus.